AUGUAUUCAACUAUGAAUCCUUGGGCGCAACAACCGCCACCGCCUGGAACGCAGGGACAAUACGGGUACCAGCAACGUGAGCACAAAGCCCCUCCAGCUUAUCACUCUGUACAAGUCCGACAGUCCUUUAACGCUCCUCCUCUUCAUUACGUGCCCGUAGUUCAACAACCUUUCCCACCGCCUCCACCACCCACCAUGGCUCCAGUUCAAGCUGCACCCCCAAGAAAGAAGAUCGAUUGGCCACAACCUGUACGAAACUACGUUUCGCGUUCCUUCGAGCCGAAAGCCCUCCUUGAUGAUGUAUCUAGACCUGAUAUGGAAGCCAAGUUGAAGCAAACCAUCACGGACGCCACUGAUAACAACACCCUGGAUACCCUCGAUUGGGACAAUCUUCCUCUACCGCAGCAGAUGAUCCGUCAAGAACGCGCACAAACCUGGCAACAGGAGUCUGUCGAUCUGCGAAUGGGUGGAUUAGGAUUGAUCAAUUCGAAGAAGAGGAAGUCCCAAGAGCUUGGCGAUGAGGACUCCAAUGCAACCCCUCCAUGGCGUACUAACAAUCGAAUCGAAGAUCGCAUCACGUAUGACCCCUCUCAAUGCGCUUUUCAGGACGAUUCGCACAAAAACACAAGUAAGUUCCAGAAGAACCUGGAGAAACGACAAAAGCGCUUUGAUACCGGGUACAAAUCGUAUAAGAAAUCUCCAUCCCCAGAGCCGACCGCUGGCCCAGUUGUUGGCACAUACGAGGUGCUUGAGAAGAAAUACUUCCGACUUACAUCCGCCCCCAUUCCAUCACAAGUUCGUCCUGAGCAUGUCCUGAGAAAGACUCUUGAGCUCCUUAAGAAGAAGUGGAGAUCGGAGAACAACUACUCUUACAUUUGCGAUCAGUUCAAGUCAAUGCGGCAAGAUCUCACUGUCCAGCGCAUUCGCAACGAGUUUACAGUUACCGUCUACGAAAUCCAUGCCCGGAUCGCCCUAGAGAAGGCCGAUCUUGGUGAGUAUAAUCAAUGCCAAACCCAGCUUCGUGCAUUGUAUGCACAGAAUCUUGGCGGAAACCCAGUGGAAUUCAAGGCGUAUCGUAUCUUGUAUUUCAUUCACACAUCUAAUCGUACCGCCUUGAACGACGUUUUGGCGGAUCUAACCACAGCAGAGAAAGAAGAAAAGGCCAUCAAGCAUGCUCUCGGUGUACGAUCGGCAUUGGCAUUGGGCAACUACCACAGAUUCUUCAGGCUUUACCUCGAAACUCCGAAUAUGGGCGCCUAUCUUAUGGAUAUGUUCGUCGUCCGAGAACGUCUAGCUGCUCUUGCCAAUAUUUGCAGAUCGUACAAGCCAGAUGUCAGCAUUCGUUUUAUCGCCGAAGAACUUGGAUUCGAGUCCGACCAUCAAGCUGGCCAAUUCAUCGUCGAUUAUAAUGGUCAAGAUCUCCUCGAGGAGAAAGGCACCGAACUUCGAUUCCUUGCCGGAAAGGGCUUCGCGCUCUUUGAAGCAGCCAGAAACAAUGCUUUCCGGAAGGUCGAUAUCAAAGGCCAAAUCUAA
Molecule: messenger RNA, 1533 nt
Organism: Mollisia scopiformis
Lineage: Eukaryota; Fungi; Ascomycota; Leotiomycetes; Helotiales; Mollisiaceae
Product: GANP/Nin1/mts3/eIF-3 p25 family protein
Exons: 3
Coding region: 1-1533 (510 amino acids)
Cellular component (GO): nucleus
Source: RefSeq, a predicted model, not a curated record